UAGCGUGAUCUAUCAAUCGGAUUUGAAAGGUUUUGUUACAAGAAUCCAUGGGAGAAAUGACGGAGCAACAGAACUUUUCUGAAGUUAUUUCUCAGAUAUUACAAGCGUCUUCAGCCACCAGGAAGGACCUUGUUGAUAACCACAGCAACCUCCUCAAAGUCGCAGAUUAUUGCGAAAACAAUUAUCUUAAGGCAGAGGAUCCGAGCAAGGCUGUUGAAGAAGCCAGAGCUCUGACUAUUCAGGCUCUGGCCAGUGUGAGCUACCAGAUCAACAGUCUGGCCAGGAGCCUGCUGAAGCUGCUGGAUGUGCAGGCUGUGCAGAUCAAACAUAUGGAGUCCUCUGUCAGCCUGCUCUCGCUGGCUGCAGCUAUCCACUUGGAGAGGGUAGCCAGGACUGGGAUUGGUGCUUUUACUACUCCCAAAAACAGGAGCUGUUCCAAGCCUAUGACCCCACCACCUUCAGGCAUUGAGCCAGAAGAAAGCUACUCAAGAGUCCCAAUAUCAUACUCCACCCUGGAUUCCAUUGGACAUGGCAUUCAGGCCACAGAGGAGUUGUCCAGAAAGAGAGCAGACAGCAUACAGAGCACCACAGACACCUCUGUAUCCCAUCUGGGCAUUGCUGUGCCUCUGCCAUCUGUCCCCACCUUGCAAACUGUCACCAGCCCCAGCAACUACAGCCUGUCUUCCCCUUCUCCUGCUGAUCUGGACAUCAGUAUGCCUCCUCCUUCUCCAUCACCUACCCCUUCCUCCAUUUACACUGGCCUCCCACCUCCACCCUCAAUGAUCUCCCCCUCAUAUCCCUCCAUACCUCCCCCUCUAACAACUAUCAGCCUGUCAAGCACCAUCUGCCUGCCUCCACCUCCAGAUGCAGCAGGAGAUGCCCCUGCUCCACCUCCACCCCCAUCUCCAUCAUGGUCAGAAGAUGGUUUUUUUCCUGCUCUUCCUCCACCGCCACUUGUAUCAGGAGUUGAUUUUCUUCUUCCUCCUCCUCCCCCAGCGCCAAUAUCAGGAGCUACCCUACCUCCUCCCCCACCACCA
This is a messenger RNA of Monopterus albus (swamp eel), 1037 nucleotides long. RefSeq names its product ABI family, member 3b (gene abi3b). Gene Ontology annotation, biological process: neuron migration. Gene Ontology annotation, cellular component: SCAR complex; lamellipodium; actin-based cell projection. The record is from RefSeq and is a predicted model, not a curated record. NCBI's taxonomy places the organism in Eukaryota, Metazoa, Chordata, Actinopteri, Synbranchiformes, Synbranchidae. Gene Ontology annotation, molecular function: SH3 domain binding; signaling adaptor activity. The annotation marks the transcript as partial. The transcript has 5 exons.